Coregonus sp. 'balchen' is the source of this 322-nucleotide messenger RNA. The record is from the annotation of a GenBank genome assembly. Lineage: Eukaryota; Metazoa; Chordata; Actinopteri; Salmoniformes; Salmonidae.
AUGACGGCCUGCAGCAGUGGUUGUAAGAAGUCUGUGGACUCGUGUCAAAACGUGGGUCUCCACACCCACGACGGUCGAGUCAUGACAGCCGGCCCUGACCCGGGGGCGGCCAGGCAGUACUAUGAGAAGGCCUGUAUCGGGUGGUUCACUCCCUCCUGCUUCAACCUCCAGUGCCAUGUAUAUUGAGGACUCUCCAGGGCCGAGUAAGGACAUGGGCCUGGCCAUGAGGUAUGCCACGAGGGCCUGUGGGCUAGGUCACGUCUGGGGCUGUUCCAAUUCCAGCCGUAUGUAUAAACUGGGGGAUGGUGGCGGAGAAGGAUGA